AUGGAUUCGAAACAGUACAACGAUCCAGAGGACAGGAAGUCGCUGGACAGCAUCAACAAGGACAAUGUCUCCAUCACACAGACCGGUUUUAUCACCACACUAGAUGCCAAAAAGGAAAGAGCAGUGGUAUGGAAAUUGGACCUCCAUCUUCUACCUCUUCUCGCCAUCAUGUAUCUCUUCAACUCUCUGGACAAGUCGAACAUGGGAAACGCAAAGACAGCUGGUCUGGCCAAGGAUCUUGGACUGCAUGGCCACCAGUACAACCUCAUCUUAUCGAUUUUCUUCGUGCCAUAUGUGCUUACUGCACCUUUCCUUGCCGCAUUGGGAAAGAAGUAUGGACCGAGUAGAGUGUUGCCUUGUAUGAUGUUUGGGUUUGGCACUUGCACGCUUAUGGUCGUUGUUGUGCAAAACUUUGGCGGGUUGAUGGCUAUUCGUUGGUUCUUGGGAAUGUGCGAGAGUGCUUUCUUCCCUCUUGUCAUCUACUAUCAGACCAUGUUCUACCGCAGAGGUGAAUUGGCCCGCAGACUUGCCAUCUUCUACGCCGCUCAGUCAAUCGCCAGCGCCUUCUCUGGUCUCCUAUCCUUCGGCGUCUUCCAAAUCGAAGGUGGUGCUCUCACGAACUGGCGCUACCUUUUUGUCAUCGAAGGUUCAGCCACCAUCAUUGUUUCCUUCUUCGCCUUCUGGUACCUUCCUCUUUCCGCCGCCGAUGCACACUUCUUGACUCCUGAGGAGAGAGAGAUCGCCGUCCACCGUAUCCAGACAGACAGUUCCGCUGUCGUCAACGAGGAGUUCAAGCUCGGCAGAGCCAUGACAAUCUUCAAACACCCCACCACCUGGAUGUUCUUGGCCAUCGAGAUCUGCCUGGGUGUACCGCUGCAGUCGGUAUCCCUCUUCUUGCCUCAGAUCGUCAAGAGAUUGGGCUAUGGAACUAUCAAGACCAACCUCUACACUGUUGCUCCCAACAUUACCGGCGCAGUCAUGUUGCUGGUGCUUGGUUUCUCUUCCGAUCUUACUCGCUGGAGAUUCCCCUUCGUCGCUCUGGGUUUCUUCUUUACCUUCUGCGGUUUCGUCAUCUAUUCGGCUAUUGAUGUUACCUCUUCUAUCACUGUCGCUUACUUUGCUACUUUCAUGAUGACUUGGGGUACCAGCGCACCUUCUGUUCUUCUUGAUGUAUGGUACUGCAACAACAUCGCCGACGAGAACAAGAGAGCCGUCCUCACUUCCAUCGCCGUUCCCAUGGCCAACCUCAUGGGUGUCGUCUCCUCAAACAUCUUCCUCGAUGAAGAAGCACCUAAAUACAUGACUGCCCUUGCCACCACCGCCGCUUUCGGAGGCACUGGUAUUGUCUUGACUCUUCUCCUUGGAAUCUGGAUGAUCUACGAUAACCGUCGUCGUGAUCGUGCUCAAGGUGUCAACCUCAGAGCUAAGGAUGUUCCUACUGAGCGCCUGGGAGACGGUCCUGCUGCGGAUGAAUUCAGAUGGUUCUACUAG
Aureobasidium pullulans EXF-150 is the source of this 1491-nucleotide messenger RNA. RefSeq names its product putative MFS transporter. The record is from RefSeq and is a predicted model, not a curated record. The coding region runs from base 1 to 1491 and encodes 496 amino acids. Lineage: Eukaryota; Fungi; Ascomycota; Dothideomycetes; Dothideales; Saccotheciaceae. Gene Ontology annotation, cellular component: membrane. The transcript has 3 exons. Gene Ontology annotation, molecular function: transmembrane transporter activity. Gene Ontology annotation, biological process: transmembrane transport.